UCUUCGUUGCAGUUUUUAUUUGGACAUGGAACGCGACGCGAAGUCUUCGAGAUGUUUAUCACGCGCAAAUUAGUGAACAAUUAGCAAAAAAUAAUCCGAGAAACUCCUAUGACGACACAGUGACAAAGUUAAAUAGUCAACAAACGCGACCAAUUGUUGACUCUGUGAGCGGGGCAUGCUGACUCAGCCACGGCGAACGACAAAGGCAGAUACGGGAUACGAGAUAAAGUCCGGCUGAGGCUCUUAUUAUAGCAUUGCUGCUUCUGUGCCUGCUACAAAGACGAAAGGCGUUGACGAAACCAGCAGCACACGCACAGAUGUAUACCAACUAAACCGCAGUGCCAUCCACUACACACUCACACACACACACACACAACACUUACGCUUACGCACACAGGGCCAGACAGCACCACCUACAACACCCAACACACAACCGCAUACGCACACACACACACAAUGUCACAUUUACCAUUGGCACUGUAUGGCUUCGGAGCAUUUUUUAUGAUUUUCUGGUUUGGCACAUGGUGUGUGCAUCUGAUCGCGAUCUGUUAUGGCAAGUACAAGCUGCACAAGAAAUCGUGCAAGUUGCCCACGGAAUCCUCACCGCUGCCGGGCGUUUCGAUACUGAAGCCACUGAUGGGCGUGGAUCCGAAUUUGCAGCACAACUUGGAAACGUUCUUUACCAUGGACUAUCCGCUAUACGAGCUGCUAUUUUGCGUGGAGGAAAAGCAUGACCCAGCCAUUAAGCUGGUGGAGCAGCUGCUGGACAAGUACCCGCAGAUAGACGCCCAGCUCUUUGUGGGCGGCUCCGAUGUGGGCGUCAAUCCUAAAAUUAACAACAUCCAUCCCGGCUAUAUGGCGGCAAAAUAUGACUUCGUCAUGAUCUCGGACAGUGGCAUAAAAAUGAAGAACGACACGCUACUGGACAUGGUCCAAAAUAUGUCCGAGCGACACGCCCUAGUGCAUCAAAUGCCCUUCACCAGCGACCGUGACGGCUUCGCGGCCACCUUCGAGAAGAUCUUCUUCGGCACGGUGCAGUCGAGGAUUUACCUGUCAGCCGACGUGCUUGGCAUCAAUUGUCACACGGGCAUGUCGUGUCUGCUGCGGAAGGCAGUCAUCGAUCAGCUGGGUGGGCUACGCGCCUUCGGCUGCUAUCUGGCCGAGGAUUUUUUCAUUGCCAAGCGCGUCACGGAACUAGGUUGGAAGAUGCGCAUAUCCAACCAGCCCGCCCUGCAAAACAGCGGCAUAUGCGACAUUGGAAGCUUUCAGGCGCGACUCAUACGAUGGGCCAAGCUGCGUGUCGCCAUGGUGCCGACCACGAUCCUGCUGGAGCCGCUGUCGGAAUGCAUGCUGCUGGGCGCACUGGCCGCCUGGUCGGCAUCGCUGCUGUUCGCCUGGGAUCCGCUGGUGUUUUAUUUGGUGCAUGUCUUGUGCUGGUUUCUGUCCGACUGGCUGCUGCUGUCCAUUGUGCAGCAUGGCUCGAUGCCGUUCCACAAAUUCGAGUUUGUCAUCGGCUGGCUGUUCAGGGAGCUCUCCGGCCCCUAUCUGUUCCUGCACGCGCUCUGGAAUCCCGCCAUACGCUGGCGCACGCGCACCUUUAAGCUGCACUGGGGCGGCAUGGCCUACGAAUUACCGCUCAACCCACCCGCGUCCGAUUCUCUCACAGCGCCGCUGCAGCCGGCGCCCACGUUGUUACCGACAACAAAUACGACAAUGGGGGCGGGGCUAGCCGCAGCUAAGCAGCGACUGCUGAUCUCGUAGCAGCAGCUAGUUAGAAUUUGUUUGUUAUAUGCAUAAUUUGUACUUUUGUGAGCGACUCAGCGGACUGCGUUUUGAGCUACAGUUGAUGGUAGUAGUAUUAUUACUAGCUAAACCCUUAGUCACUAUAAAAACUUAAACAAAUUAAGUCUAAAGAUAAGUGAUCGGGCGCACAGACUAAACUCUGCUUUGCUUGUCUAAAAUCGGCCUUAGGCUUACGCAGGAUCCAGGACGCGGCAUUAAGUCUGCGCCUGAGUACUCUGCUCUUUGGCAACAUCAAGCUUUAACGGUAGCAACUUUAAAUUAAGUUGACAGUUUUGCUUUAAAUAUCUGUAGAGAUCCGUACGAUAUUUUCUAAGUUGAGACAGUUUGUAUAUUUGUAUUUAGUUAGCCUGAGAUUGAGCUGAGCGAGUAUGUAUGCAUAGGUUAGUUAGAUUUUGUUAUUGUUAUUUUGGAUUAUCGUUUAUCGUAAUUAUAAUUAGGUAUUUAUUAUUUCUAAGCGAAACAGUAUGCUGUCUUUUUUCUUCUUCUUUUUUGAUUUACCAUAUAUAUCUUUUUCACCCUGCCUCGUGCUCUGUAAAUAUGCUUCGCUAAACCGCCAUCGAAUAAAUAUAAUUUUAAUUAUAA
Molecule: messenger RNA, 2385 nt
Organism: Drosophila virilis
Lineage: Eukaryota; Metazoa; Arthropoda; Insecta; Diptera; Drosophilidae
Gene: GlcT
Product: ceramide glucosyltransferase
Biological process (GO): glucosylceramide biosynthetic process
Cellular component (GO): membrane
Molecular function (GO): ceramide glucosyltransferase activity
Source: RefSeq, a predicted model, not a curated record